Acanthoscelides obtectus is the source of this 5911-nucleotide messenger RNA. Lineage: Eukaryota; Metazoa; Arthropoda; Insecta; Coleoptera; Chrysomelidae. The record is from the annotation of a GenBank genome assembly.
UUGUUGUUCGUGUCUUGGACCCGAUUUGGUCGUUCACCUAUGUAGGUGCUAAUAAGUACUAUGCCUGAUGCAGAAUGCUGGACAACAGUAUGGCGGCCCAGGCGGCAACGGCAGCACCUCCCUACAGCACCACCACCAACAACAGCACCAACAGCAACAAGCAAAUGCUGCAGCAGCAGCACAGUGCAAUCAACAGGACCAGGGGUCAAAUGUAGGCAGUGUAACAACCUCACUCCGGCAAUUCCGCAAAGAAAAGCAAGCUCUGCAAGACGGCAACACGUCCGUGAUAAACGAAAACCAGCAUGUAGCCAGAGUAGCACCCCACAAUCACUACCCCUCAUUGUCGAGACCGUCUGACUGCUAUAGGUAUUCCGCACAAUAUCAGGAUUACAGCUUAUCCCCUCUAGACCCAUCAACCGGCAAACCCCGGCCCCCCGACGCAAUGUGCAACGCCCUGCCGCCCCAGUCCUACGCGGACCUGCACAUGGCCCCGCCCUCUCGCGCUGUCUACCAUCAGGGAGCCGGCCAGACCGGGGGCGGGAAGAGAGAGCAAGACUAUCUGAAUGCGGGAGGACCUGGCAGGAGGGAGAACGAUUUUCUGUCCAAGCUGCAGAGGAUACAUCCCUCGAUGGCGAGGAGCAUCAUGAGCGACCAUCAUAUGCAGGAGGCGGCGCAAGCUGGAGGAGGAUAUAGGCCGGGACCUGGAGGGGUUGCUGGUGGGGGCAUGGAGCAGAAUAGGAUGUAUGCCACUGCGCAAAGUCAGAGAUACAUGAACUAUGGCACCCCAAUGGCGUCCCCGUAUGCCGCAGGCCCACCGCCUCACACCUUCAUGUCUCAAACCCCUGGCUACCCCGGAGGCUAUCACCACCCAGCCGCUCCGCCCCCAUCGAGUUGCAACUACGCACGCCCCUCCCACCAUCCAUUACCGUCACCGACUUCUCGAUAUCCCCACCACCCCGAGAGAGAUUCCGCCUCCAAUCAUUCCUUAACACCGCCCACUUCUCGAUAUCCCCACCACCCUGACAGAGACGUCUCUACCAAUGGCCUUCCGUAUCACCAUCCCCACUUGGCGCAUCAAGGUCAGUAUGCUAAUCCUAUGCAGAAGGGAGUGGGGUAUCCAGGGGCGUAUCCAGGGCAGCAUCCGCCGUCGCAGGAGUAUGCUCAGCAUUAUCAGCAUCGAAGUAGGGAGGCGUACUACCAACAACAUUGCAGACAAACCCAGUACCUUCCCCACCAAAUGCCCCCGACUGAGAUUCAGGAAAGUCGAGUUCCAGUUUCGAAUAACUUGAAACAAUUCCUGGAGAACUGGGCAGAGGAAGAGGCUGUGACAGAAAUGCCAAUGGAAACGGUGGAUAUGUGCAAAGAUGUCGGAAGAAUACCGAGAGAGGACCAAUCAGCGGAGAUCUAUAUGAUCAACGCCUCGGAGCUGCAAUAUUUCGAAAACUCGGGCAUUCCUUUAGUUACGGAAACUGGAAUACCUUUGCAAGUGACAUCAGAAAAUGGCCAGUACAUAAUAAAAAACGGAAUGACUCUGGACAACACCUCAGGAUUAAGGAUUUUCAACAAGCAAAGUGAGAUAGAUCUAGAGAGUGGAGAAAGGGUCGUUAACGUACAUAUCAUGGAUACCGUCAAAACCGACUGUAUGCUAGCAGGAAAACCAAAUGAACCAAACCAAAGAAAACUAGAAGAGUUCGAAGAGAAUCCUAGAGUGGUCAUACACCAAAAUACUAUUAUUCAAUCCAACUAUCCAAACUUACCCGAAGAAAAGAAGCUCCCAAAUGACGAAACUAAGAUCGAAGAUGAGCUCACAAGAAGUAUAAUCAAAGAAUGUAAAAAGGAGACUGUCGAUAAAAAUUGCUCACCGAUAAACUUAGUUGAAUUAGAAGGAUACAAAGAUGAAUCAGUGAUAUAUCCUACCAAAGUGCUUGAAGAGGAAUUAGAUACUAAGAUGUCAGAUAGUGACUCUGGAUUGAAGAAUAUGCCUACCAUCGAGGAGUUCGACGUCAAUAAAACUGCUCAAGAAGAAGAUGAAGCCAAGCUAGACAAACCAAUUAAAGAUGAUACUACAGCCAUUGAGAUGCUUGCAGAUGCCAUGGGUGACGUAAGCACAGUGAAGAUAGAGGAAAUUGAGGAGUGUGACAAGAAAUCUGAGAAAGGUGGUAAUAGCAAUGAGUCGACGCCUGAUACAAUUGAAACAGAAAAUGAAAACCAGUUGUACAAUGCCGAAAUCUCUAGCGACAAUCAUGAUCACAAUCAUAGAAGGACGAAGCGGAUUUUUUCGGUAGAUGAUAUAAUCAACAACAUUGGCAAUCAAUUCAAUAAAUGCAAAGAACCAAAGAUCAGUGAUUACAAUUAUUGCAUUGAAGCUACUAAAGAGUUUCUGGCUCAAGAAACUAAAAAUGUAUUUGAGCUAACUAAAAUAACUGUGGAUGCCCCUGAUAACGUAUUGCAGAAAAAUGAGGUGGAGGAACUCAAAGAAAAAAUCUUAGCAGAGAUAGAGGAUACAGACGUAGAUCACAGUGGCAUGUCAGUAGAUGGAGACAUACAGAUCGCGGAUAAAAAUGAACAUCUAGAAGACACUAGCGAAACUCAUACUGAUAAUGAACUAAAAGAAAUAAAUAAACUGAAAGAUGAAAGUGACUCAGAAAGUGCUGUGAAAUUAGGAAGUGAUAAGGAAGAUCCUCCAAUGGAGACAGAUGAAAAAGUUGCCACUGAUGUCAAUAUUAACAGCAUGGUAUAUCAGAAUGAAAAAUCAAUGGAACAUUCUGAUACAAAUACACACAAAACUUUCAAUGAAAGUGAUGCUUCAUUGGAAAAUUAUCACUCAGCUGAAAACGCGGCUGAUGAGAAGCAAGGUAUAAAAAAUGAGGUUCGUGAGAAACGAGAAACUGCUGAUACUGGCCAAGUACAAAAAAACAGUACGGCUGAUCUAAAAAUUCAAAAUAGUGGAUCAGAAAAUGCUUUGGAGGAUCAAGUUGUUGAAGAUGAAAAACAGCAAAACACUUUGGAUGACAAUAUGGAUAAUACAUGUAACGUAAAAGAAAAUCAUGAAUCGACUUUCGAAACCGAUAGAGAUGAACCUCAGUCAAAUAUGACUGAUAAAAGAGAUCAUAAUGAAAUCGAUACUACUGACACUAAAGUAACAUCUGAUGUCGACAAUAGUGAGGAAAGCCGCGAGCCUCUGACGAAGCAAGAAACUAUUAAUACCGAUGAGACCGACAGUCAGAGCAAAACUGCAACUGAAGAAAACCAAAGUGUAUCGCCUCUAGAAAUAAAUACAAUUGAUAAUGCUUCAGAUCAAAGUUCCAGCGAAAACAGUAAAAAAGUAUCGUUGGUAAGUGAAAAGUCAAUGGAGCAGCGUGAAGAUAGUGAUAGUGUGGAAAAUAAAGUCAAUAAUACAUCCGAAAGUAACGAGAACUGUAAGGUAUCAAUUGUCAAAAUAACUGAGACUAAAGAUGAGCAAUCAAGCAAUUCUAACAAAUCUGAUAAAUACGAAAAACCUAUUGACGACACAUUGAAAGACUCUAACGCAGAAGUAACCAGGAGCGCUGAUUCAGGUGAAAAGGAAGACACAUCAAUUAAUUUUGCUUUGGAGAAUGAAAGAUCCAAUAAUGAUGUCAACCACACUGAAACUGAUAGGGACGAUAGAAAGGACGUUUCAGAAUCAAAGGAAACAGAGCAUUUAGAGGGAAAAUGCAUACAUGAGGGAGACAUUGAACGCGAUGAAGUCAAUGAAGAAGUAAUUCUUGUCAACUCAGAAAACGUAAAUCAAUCUGUUAGUGACCCAUUAGAUUGCAAUGCAGUUUUAGAAUAUACAACGGAUAUCAGCAGAUGUUCUCCAUGUAUGUCAAAUAGAUUGGCCGUCUCUGAAGAUAUAGUAGUAGACGAGUCUACUAAAGAAACCCCAGAAGUACCUGAUCCAGAAGUGCAAUACCGUAACGUAAUCCGUGUAGAGGACAAUAGUAUUUUACUGCAGAUUGCAGGCGAAUUAGUUGAAAUAAACGUGAACACUGUUAAUGGAAAGAAAGUGAUCACUGUCGUACCACUUUCUUCAUCCACAGUUGUAGAUUUUAACGAUAAUUAUGACACUGUAGAUAAUUUAAGUGCUUGUGAUCCGUUGAAGAUCGACGAAGUGACUUCGGAAAGCCAAGACGUCGAAGAAAAGAUUGGUGAGCCUGAUUUUGUAGAGCCAUCAAGUGAGAUCAUUAUUGGUAUGGACCUCAACUUGGAAGAUGAGAUUCAGCUGGAUCUUGAGCAACCGAAGCCAACUCUUUGCACCAAAGCGGCAAAAAAAGCUUAUGACUGUGAUCUUCAGAUACCUUCCAUCACAACUAGUGAAGAUGUGUACGAAAAAAGUAACGCUAGGUGUGAGACAAAUAACGAUAAGGUUAGUUCUAGUAAAGAGAAACAGGAGAAAUCUAAACGUAAACAUUCCAAAGGCAGUAAAGAUACUGUCAGUAAAAGUUCGCAAAAAAAGGCUAGUAGUGAAACGAGGUCUAGGAAAAAAUCUUCAUCCAAAUCGGACGAAGAAUUUGUGCCUUUCGCAGAUUUAGUCAAAGCACGGAAGCUCAAAAAACUGAAACUGAAGCAGUUAAAAGAUAAGUGCAAGGCUGAUUCUACUAAUAAGCUAGAUGAAGUAAAAGCAGUUCAAAAUGACAGAGUUCCUUUAGUUGCGACAGUUGAUGAGGAUCGGGUUCCACCAAUUUUACCUGUUGAAAAAGUUAAAGAAAGAUGCACAGUAAUUGAGAAGUGUUAUUCUGAAGUCAAAGAUGAUGUACCUGAACAAGCGCAUUUUGCAAAAUCGCCAAAAUCUCCAGAAGUUAAAGAAAAUCGUGUCCAAGUAAAUAGUCACGAAAAAAAUGAAUCUAGCUCAACCCUAACUAACACAAAAUUGAAAGAAAAGUCGCCGCCCAAAGUGGACUCAAAACGCAAGCUUAGCUUGGAAGAGUACAACAUCAGGAAAAGAAAACUAUUGGCCGAGAAGGAGUUAGCUGCUAAAAAAGCGAAUAUUGAAAAGGUUCUAGAACAGAAAAUAACCAUCAAGCCGCCUGAGAGAAAUACUUCAGUACCACUAAAAAGAUCGAUGAGUGUAGACGAUCCAAAACCAAUAAGCAGCCAAACAAAGAGAUCUAGUAGCUUAGAAGAAGUUUCAAAAGCUGUUGACAGUAAUUGCGAGGAAAAAGUGAAUCUUAGUCGAAACCAAAAGGAUCCUACGGAUCUUCUAAACAAUAAUAAUCAUUCAUCGGUUCAAGAUGAAAUCCUUCGGUCUUACAAAGAGCAAGUAGAAUCAAAAUUGAGCAGUUUAAACCUACAAAUUCCCAAAUUGACUAAACCAAAGCCAUCUCCUCCUAACAUCAUACAGAGGUUUUUAAAAAACGAUAAACUGACGGAAGCUGAAGUUGAGAAAAUAAAGGAGAUCAUCCUUUGUAAAAAGCUCAUGCAACUAAAGUCUCCUGAGACAAACCCCGGCAGUUCUAGCUACGAAGUAAGGAAAGAGGAGGAAACUGACAUCAAACUGCACUUCAAAAAACUCCCGCCAAAGAAAAAGAAGUUGAGGUUUCGGAAUCUAUACGCGGAUUCAAGUGAAUCAGAUGAAGAUUUUAAAAGUGCGCCGACGACGUCUUCAGUGACGCAGGUAGGGGGCGACUACGCAGUGGUACAGUCGAAUCGAGCUCUGGCAGGGGUGGUACCAAAGUUAAUCAUUAAGAGGAAAACUGAGCUACCUUUGCCGGUUGUUAGAUUGGAACGCUUGAACAUGGGGAUGUUUAAGAAGAGAAAAUAUGAGUGAGCUGUGAGAUAUUUAUAUAUUCAGGACAGGGACCAAAAUAAAGGUGUUAUCAGGUUGAAAUCGUUAUAGGAUGUAUGUAUGAUAGAAGCUUAAAAUAACAGAUAUUUCUACUUGAAAUUGACA